Chondrus crispus (carragheen) is the source of this 1062-nucleotide messenger RNA. RefSeq lists its product as hypothetical. The coding region runs from base 799 to 1062 and encodes 87 amino acids. The record is from RefSeq and is a predicted model, not a curated record. The transcript is spliced from 3 exons. Lineage: Eukaryota; Rhodophyta; Florideophyceae; Gigartinales; Gigartinaceae.
CUUCUCAACAUGGCAACAAGCUCGCCCAAGUCCCUGCCAAUCGCCGCCACUUCGCCGCGCUCACGCUCGGACGCAUCAUCCGCUGUCGAGGACGCACACGAGCAAAUCCAGGCAGACGUGCAAACUCUGCUGACCGAAAUGACAACUUCUUUCAAGUCAUUCUCGGAAACAAUAUUUGCAAAAAUUGACGUGAUGCAAGACAAGCUUGCCGCUCUAGACAGAUCUGUUGCAGACCUGGCGAGUACCCCAGCUCCAAUAGAAUCAUCUUAUGAACAGCCAACAAAAGGUAAAGACGUGAUUCCCACAGUCUCAAUGGAUGAAUCAUGAUUCUACCAGACUUGCGCAUAUCUCGUCCUGGUUCAAAUUUCUUUCUAGCCACGCGUUUUCGCUUCGUUGCUGCGGAAACUUAUCGUCCUUUCAAUGCCUCCUCGCUACUUGCGCGCAGAUUUCUUCUUAUCAGAUAUGACAUGGCAUGUCGUACAUGUACUGAGUUGGUGCUCGAGUGUCUGUAUCGUACUUUAAAUUGAAGGCAUGACCUGUUUUCAUGGAUCCGGGAACGGCAUGUGUGCACGGCAUCGCAGUCGAGCUGUUGUUUUUGCGCAUCGCUGAUCUCAUAACUCAUCGUAUUCAGUGCGACGAUGCGCACAUGUUCUUAUCACUUUAGAGAUUGCCAAAAGGCUUGCCUAGCGGGAUGCGUGAUAUGCGUGGAGGGUGCGGAUUCUGCGCAGGUCUUUUCACAUCUCAUUGCUCACGUGCAAAUUGUUGCAAAUCGGGCGGAGAGGGAGAACUAACGUCAACAUGGGUAGCAUUCUCUUCUAUCCAAAGAUAGACUCAUCGCAAACAUGCCUCUUACAUAUACCAUUUACAAGAGACGCACAAGUAUUUUCAAAGCUUGAGGCAUGUCUCUUUUGGGAAUCGUUUCAUGAUAUCCCUUUGCGCUUCGGAUCGCGGCACAGAAGAGGUCGAUCGAGGCUGUCAUUUUCGUGUUGCAUCCAGGGAAAAGCUGUAAAGUGGUGCAUUCGUUCAGUGCGUGACCGGAAGAUUUCCCCUUGCUCUCUCUAG